Cucurbita moschata (crookneck pumpkin) is the source of this 1011-nucleotide messenger RNA. Its product is annotated as isopentenyl-diphosphate Delta-isomerase I-like. The coding region runs from base 164 to 871 and encodes 235 amino acids. Gene Ontology annotation, molecular function: isopentenyl-diphosphate delta-isomerase activity. Lineage: Eukaryota; Viridiplantae; Streptophyta; Magnoliopsida; Cucurbitales; Cucurbitaceae. The transcript has 5 exons. Gene Ontology annotation, cellular component: cytoplasm. The record is from RefSeq and is a predicted model, not a curated record. Gene Ontology annotation, biological process: isopentenyl diphosphate biosynthetic process; isoprenoid biosynthetic process.
UCAAGUGUCUUCCAAUCAACAGUCAACACAACAAUGGCGAGCGCUUCAACGCUCACCCUUCUUGAUCAUUACCACUCGUUAAAUACUGCUUCCCCUCUCUAUUUCUCUCUCGUCUUUCGCUCUUCUCCCAAUCUUUCCCUCAGAUUUUCCCUCAUUUCCUCCCAUGGCAGACAUACUUCUCGAUUCUGGCAUGGACGAAGUCCAGAAGCGCCUCAUGUUCGACGACGAAUGCAUUUUAGUGGAUGAGAACGAUCGUGUUGUGGGUCAUGAAUCCAAGUAUAACUGUCACUUGAUGGAAAAUAUUGAAUUUAAAAACUGGCUGCAUCGCGCUUUCAGCGUCUUUCUAUUCAACUCCAAAUACGAAUUGCUUCUUCAGCAACGAUCUGCGACAAAGGUGACGUUUCCGCUUGUCUGGACGAACACUUGCUGCAGCCAUCCAUUGUAUAGAGAAUCUGAACUAAUUGAGGAGGAAGCCCUUGGUGCAAGGAAUGCUGCACAAAGGAAGCUGUUGGAUGAACUCGGUAUUCCUGCUGAAGACGUCCCGGUCGACCAGUUCAUUCCGGUUGGUCGAAUGCUAUACAAGGCACCCUCAGAUGGCAAAUGGGGGGAGCAUGAAUUGGACUAUCUCCUCUUCAUCAUUCGAGAUGUCAACGUGAACCCGAACCCGGACGAAGUGGCGGAUGUGAAGUACGUAAACAAGGAGCAGUUGAAGGAGCUUGUGAGGAAAGCAGAUGGUGGAGAAGAGGGCUUGAAGCUGUCUCCUUGGUUCAGGCUAGUUGUGGACAAUUUUCUGUUCAAGUGGUGGGAUCAUGCGGAGAAGGGGACUCUUAAGGAAGCUGCUGACAUGAAAACAAUUCACAAGUUGACCUGAGAGCUUAAACAAUCAACCUGCUUGUUGUUUUUAGUUUUUGAAUCCAUUUCUUCCACAGCUCAAUAAUGCUUACUUUUUCAGUCUUCUACGAAUAACUUAACUGACAGUAGGUUUUGUUAUUCGGUGGAAAUUGAAAAUUU